This is a messenger RNA of Colletotrichum higginsianum IMI 349063, 714 nucleotides long. RefSeq lists its product as uncharacterized. The transcript has a single exon. NCBI's taxonomy places the organism in Eukaryota, Fungi, Ascomycota, Sordariomycetes, Glomerellales, Glomerellaceae. Bases 1 to 714 code for a protein of 237 amino acids. The record is from RefSeq and is a predicted model, not a curated record.
AUGGGCUCUGGCUCAGAAGCAGGCCAAGAAGCUCCUGGCCAGGAAGGGGGUGGAGAGGAGGAUGGGGAGAAGGAGCAGGGGCGAGAAGAGGAAGAUGGAAAAGAGGAGAAGACAGGGGGAAACAAUAAUGAAGAGGGAGAACAGGAAGGAGAAAAUGAUAACAAGGAGAAUGAAGAGGAUGAGGAAGAGGAGGAAGUAGAAGAGGAGGAGGAGGAGGAGGAGGAGGACAGACAAAAAGAGCAUGACAGGCCUGGGAGUCCUGGGAGCCCUGGUGGCCGGCCCGGAGGCCAACCGCCGGAUUCGUCACCCGGCCCAUCCGCACUCGGACGGCAGAAACCGCAGACGAGCCAUCAGGCCGGCAAGGGGAACGGCCGUAGACCAGGCGGAGCCCGAGGCGGUCCCGGCAAAGGCGCGACGUCCACCACGACUGGCGCCAUCGGAAAGUUUUUCUUGGCCGUGGGCUCGGCGCUUGGAGCCCAGAAACAUGGAAGACAAGAAAAAGCGGACGACGGGUUGCGGCCUGCCAAGAGACGCAGGAUCCACCCGGCUCAGCCAGGUCGCGAUGGCGCUUGCGUUGCGAAGAGCACUGGCACGCAGUCCCAUCCUUGCGAGCCCGAGACGAGGACAUCGGCCAAGAGACGAGGCACCUCGUCUGACAGGGAGCAAAUGCAGGUGAAGAGACCGAGGCUGGAGCAGAGACGCGGCGCCGAAUAG